CGGCGGUGUCCGCUGGGCCUCGCGACCGACCGCCGCCCCGCCCCAGCUCUGGGGGCGGCGCGCGGCUGCGAAUGGCCUCCUGACACGAGGCACGCGCGCAGAUGGCGGAACUGCUCGAGCACGAGAAGCUCGCCCAGGUCCAGAACUACGCCCAGGCCAAUGACAUUCCGUCGCGCGCCGUGCCGCCGCGGAGCGGGCUGAACAUCCUCACGCCCAGCCGCACGGAGCCGGCGCUGGGCGCGACCGGCGGCAAGGCCUACGGCCUGGCGGCGGCGGCGAAGCCGACCGCGGGCGCGUCCCCGCGCCGAGGCGCGCCGCCGCUCCCCGCCGAACGAAUCUCCCGCGCAGGCGAGGCGGCGUCGCCGCGGAACCUGAGCCGCGCGGCGUCGGCCCACGCGCUGACGGCCCUGGAGAACUCCAUCGACCGGUCCCCGCGGCCGCGGCCCGCCGCGCCGCCGCCGUCGAAGGCGCCGAGCCCGGUCCUACAACCGAAGAAGACGCCCGACUGGCGCGCGCUGCCGAGCGCGCUCGACAUCGCCGCGGCCCUCGCCGGCGGCGCGACGAGUGCGCGGCGCCAGCUCGUCGUCUUCCUCGACUACGACGGCACGCUCACGCCCAUCGUCAAGGACCCCGCCGCCGCGACGCUCUCCGAGCCGAUGCGCGACGCGGUCAAGACCCUCGCGGCCAAGUCGACGGUGGCCGUCGUCAGCGGCCGCGCGCGCGAGAAGAUCCGCGAGUUCGUCCGGCUCGAGGAGCUCUACUACGCGGGGAGCCACGGCUUCGACAUCGACGGGCCCGGCGGCCUCCGCCACUCCGUGUCCGCGGAGAUCAUCCCCGUGCUCGCCGCGGCGCGCGACGCGCUGCGCCGGAGCCUCGCCCACGUCGCCGGCGCCUCCGUCGAGGACAACCGCUUCGCCGUGUCCGUGCACUGGCGCAACGUCGCGGAGCCGGAGCGGCCCGCGGUCUCGGCCGUCGUCGACGCGAUGCUCCGCGAGGCGCCCUUCGCGGGCGCGCUCAAGCGGUCCGAGGGCAAGUGCGUCUACGAGCUCAAGCCCAACGUGCGCUGGGACAAGGGCGAGGCCGUGCUCUACCUCCUGGAGCUGUUGCGGCGCCGCGCGAUGUCGUUCGAGGAGUACGGCGCGGAUCCCGCGGACGACGACGGCGGCGCGCCUUCCGGCGGCGAGGCGCCGCCGCCGCCGCCGCCGCCGCCGCCGCCGCCGGACCACCGCGACUCGCCCGUCGGCUUCUCGCCGUCGGAGUGGUACCGGGGCGUGCUGCCCGUCUACGUCGGCGACGACACGACGGACGAGGACGCGUUCCGCGCGCUCAAGCCCCUCGGCGCCGUCACGGUGCUCGUGACGCCCGAGAAGGAGGCCAAGGAGCGGCCCGCGGCGACCUACGCGACGCACACGCUCGGCGGCGUCGGCGACGUCAAGGCCUUCAUCGACGCGCUCGCCGCGGCCUGAGGCGCGCGCGCGGCCGGCCGGGGCGCCCAAGUCCCAGCCCCGGCCCUAAGCGGCUCGGCGACGCUUAGAAGCCCGCGGCCUCGCGCCAGGACGGGCCGGACCGCGUCGGCGGCUCGUGCGCG
Messenger RNA from Aureococcus anophagefferens, 1588 nucleotides. RefSeq lists its product as hypothetical. The record is from RefSeq and is a predicted model, not a curated record. The coding region runs from base 102 to 1466 and encodes 454 amino acids. Gene Ontology annotation, biological process: trehalose biosynthetic process. The transcript has a single exon. Gene Ontology annotation, molecular function: trehalose-phosphatase activity. Lineage: Eukaryota; Pelagophyceae; Pelagomonadales; Pelagomonadaceae.